This is a messenger RNA of Puntigrus tetrazona (Sumatra barb), 12779 nucleotides long. RefSeq names its product golgin B1 (gene golgb1). Lineage: Eukaryota; Metazoa; Chordata; Actinopteri; Cypriniformes; Cyprinidae. Bases 1933 to 11727 code for a protein of 3264 amino acids. Gene Ontology annotation, cellular component: membrane; cis-Golgi network; Golgi apparatus. The record is from RefSeq and is a predicted model, not a curated record. The transcript is spliced from 20 exons.
GUCGCAAUUUCGAGUCAUCGUCUUAUGCCGGAGUUACAAGCUUCAGCAGAUACAUUAUUUUUUCCCAUACAUUUCCAUACGAGCUUUUACAAUUACACACCGAUUCAUGAUUUUGCUGAUUCCAAAUAAUGCAGUCGAGUACGUUCUCCACAUGAAAAAAAAAUUUUUUUAGUUACCAUUCGACUGCACACAUCACAUCCAUCUUACGUGAUUUAUAUAAUAAUAGUCGAUACCAUUCAAAGGCUAACGUAUCGUAGACUGCAACGUUCACGAGAAAUUAAACCAAUGACGACAUUCAGAGAUCUCAGAUACUCUCAUAGGCUUAAACUGAGUCAAUCUUUCUAGAUCUGCUUCGUCCGUUUCUAAAAAUCGUGACAGUACUUUGUUCUCAGAACACGGUGUUUAAGAGACGAACUGGGAGAGGUAUUAAGAUUAGCAUCGAUAUCAAGCGUGUUAAAACUCACACGUGAUUGCAGAGAGUUCAAUUACAGAGACAUUUCAACACUUUCACAGUCAAUAUGAUGUUUGGCAUAAGUACUAUAGACAAUAUUCAAAGCUCGCUUGCAGAUAUGGGGUACUGGCACACAGUCACGAUCCGGCCACGGAAAAACCUCACUGGACCCUUUUCACAGUCUAUGAUGGCGUAUUUAUAGUUAAUAAAUCCAUCUAUCUUAUAAGGAGCAUUAUCACCAUUAGCUAAAACUAUAUAUAAAACAAUUUCUUGAAAUAAAUGAACAUUACCUGAAGUGACUUCAAAACAUACAAUGUAAAAAAAAUAAAAUAACCACGUUCUUAAAAAUAAAGGUGCUUAAAAUGUUCUUCACACCGAUAGAUUUAUAGAUUCAGUUAUAUAAAUAUCACGAUUAUUAUAUUGACAAAAGCUGACUUAAACCGGCCCCUUUUUGCACACGUUUAUAAUCUGAAGAACCUUCUUUCACCACAAAAAAAACAAAACUUUUGCGAAACCGAAAGGUUCUUCUUUAUAAAGCACCUUUAUCUUCAAGGGUGUAUGAUUAUUCACGGCUGUUCCCAACAUACUGCUCACAAUUCACAAGCACAUAAAAUAAACUAGUUAAAAUAAUAACGGUAUCGAUCUGGCUCUUUGCUAAACUACAUUCAGUGGAUAGGAAAUGAUUGUUUUUUAAUGUAUAGGGUAUAAACAACACUAUUUUGGAUUAAUUGUGAGGCGAAGCCAGUUACUAUCAUCUCAACCGACAUUUCUUCAUUGUUUCCUUCUACUGAAAUACUGGUUUAGACCUGAAAAACCGGUGUGGUUAUGACAGUGGUGGACUCUCCCUUAACCUCUAGACCUCCGAGGCCAUGCAUCCAAGUGCUUCUUUCUUCCUUUGAGUUCAUGAGAGCUUGAUGUCCUUCAUCAGUCUGACUCCGUUUCGCUGCUGGAGAGCAUCUCCGCGGAUGUCCCACUGCGUCUUCUGGUCCACCAGUGCAGGCCCCUAUGAAGAGAAUCACAUACCGCUACCGUGUACCUGGCAAACACUGACAUCCACUUGAUCACUUCAGCAAAACAGUUUACCGAGCGAGAAACGAAGCUCGCAAACACCGUGAUGUAGUGUGCCAGAACGACCAGACUGCGUCCUAACCGUUUUCCAUAAUUAAUAAUCACGUUAAGCUUUAAAUCGUGUCCCAUUCUGUUCUGAACCAUGAUGCAAACCAAACAAUCCUCGGUAACCGGUCGCUAUUAUCUCCCGCGAACGACCAUGCCCGCUUCGUUUCGCUCCUGCGCUUUUAUUUUGCGGACGGUCCCCCCGAGGCGCGGUCGCGGGUAGUUUUCACACGCUCCCUUGCGCGGUCCAAUCGCGGCGCCGCGUUUCUGUUUCCGGGAUGUUUGGUGAUGUGGCUCUGAAAUCCUGGAGACGAAAUUGAUCAAAUAAACCACGCAGCUCUUCCCCGCGCCGCACGCUCAGGUCAGCCAUGUUUAGCCGGCUGACACAAGGGGUGUCCUCUGUCCUCCAGGAGCUCUCGGGUGAGGAACGCUCCGAUGGAGACUUCCAGCAGGAUGGUCCGGUACCUCAGCCCCAGCCUGAUGCUGAUGCUGAAGCAUCCUCGGAGGGCUCUGGGACCUCAGAAGAGCUUCUGGAGAGGCUCGCCCAGACCGAACAGCUUGUGGUGCAGCUGAAGGAUCUGAUUCGAGAGAAGGACAGCCAGCUCGCCAGCUCUGAAAAACAUCUCAAGGAAGAGAAAGAGCAGGCGGAAGUCAAGUUUACAAAGCUUAAAAUGCAGGCCAAAGCCAAGAUGGCCGCCCUAAACAAACAGCUCAAUGAGCUGAAAGGACAAGAAGCAUUAAACAGCAGUCAGAAUUCAGAGAGCUCCUUCCAGAUGCCUCCAGGAGUGGAGGAGGAACUCCAGCAGCUGAAAGAAAAGCUCAGCCAGGCAGAGUUGGCUAACAAGUCCCUCCAACAUCAGCUCUGGGAGGCCGAACAGCGAGUGAGAGAGGAAGGUCACGCAGAGCAGGUGCGGAUUCUGCAGGCUGUGGUGAAGGAAAAAGACGUGCGAUUUCAAGAACAAAUCCUCAAGCAUGAGCAGGAACUCCUUAAUCUCACGCAGGUCUCGAAUGACCCUGAUUUACAGCAGGCUCUUCGUGCAUCCCAGCAGCGCACAGAGGAGUUGGAGGAGUCCUUGCGCUCUCGUUCAGAAGUCCUAGAAAUGUUGCAGCAGGAACUCAACAGUGCAGACCAGCAGAAACAGAUUCUGACUGCUCAGUUCAGGCAGAUGGAAUUGGAGUUGGCAGAAGCCCGGCGACUGAGAGAAGAGGAGAGGCAGCAGUGGGAAACGCGUGCCGAGGAGGAACUCCAGGCUCUUAGAGCCAGACUAGAGGCUACAGAGAGUGAGAGAGAACAUACCCUCAAUUCUCUCAACGCUGAAUUACUGAAAAAGACCACUGAGAUGGAUGAAAUGAGAGCAAAAAUUCAAUCUGCUGAAAGAGAGAUAGAAGAGACGCUGGAGAAAUCAAAAGAUAAAGAAAAUGCCUUUGAGGCUGAGCUGGCCAAAAUGAAAGUAUGUCUAGAAGCCAGAUUGGAGACAUCAGAAAGUGAGAGAGAGCAGACCAUCACUACACUCAACAUCAACAUCACACAGCUUAAUGCUGAACUGCUGAAAAAGACCACAGAGUUGGAUGAGAUGAGGGAGAAAGUUGAAUCUGGGGAAAGAGAGAAGGAAGAAAUGCUGGAGAGAAUGAAAGAGAGAGGAGCUAGCUUUGAGGCAGAGCUGACUAACAUGAAAGCAACUCUUGAAACUAGAUCGGAAACAUUAGAAAAUGAAAGAGACCAGAACAUCAGUGCUCUCAAUGCUGAGUUACUGAAAAAGACAGCAGAGGUAGAUGAAAUCAGAGAAAAACUUGAAUCUGGGCAAAGAGAGAAGGAAGAAAUGCUGGAGAGAAUGACAGAGAGAGAGCGCACCUUUGAGGCAGAGCUGACCAACUUGAAAUUAUCUCUACAAAGUAGAUUAGAAACUUCAGAAAACGAAAGAGACCAGGACAUCAGUUCUCUAAAUUCUGAGUUACUGAAAAAGACCGCAGAGUUGGAUGAAAUGAGAGCAACACUGGAAUCUGAAGAAAGAGAGAAGAACGAAAUGUUGGAAAAAUGUAAAGAGAGAGAGGCUAGCUUCGAGGUAGAGCUGAGCAACGUGAAAGUAUCUCUAGAAGCCAGAUUGGAAACCACAGAAAGUGAAAAGGAGCAGGCCAUCAGUGCUCUCAAUGCUGAGUUACUGAAAAAGACCACAGAGUUGGAUGAAUUGAAAGAAAAACUUUCAGCUGAGGAGAGAGAAAGUCUGGAGACAUUACAGGAGAGACAAACACGGUUUGAGACUGAGCUGGCGAGCUUGCAAGCCUGUCUGGAAGCCGCCGAGAACCAGAAAGAGGAACUGACAAAGAAUCUAGAGGUGGAGGUGGCAAGCCGUAUGGAAGAGCUUAAUCAUCUCCAGGAGAAGCUCAGUGAAGUGGAGAGAGCAAGGGAAGAAGAAUCUAAGAGUGAAAGAGAUCGCUUAGCACAGAUGCAAAACGAGCUUGAGUCCUUAAGAGAGACACUGGAUACCAAUAAAGAGGAACAGAAAGCAGGACUACAAGCCAAGGAUGCACUGGAGAAACUUUGGAAAGGGAUUCAGAAAUUGACAACUGCUGGGGAGGCAGAGGUGGAAACGGCCAUUCCUACUGACCCUGUACAGUUCUUAGAGGCGUUACCUGCUCUAGAAGCUCGGCUGAGCAACUUUACAGACGAACAGCAAGAGAGUCAAUCACGCAUGUCCCAGAUCACACUCGCUCUGCAAUCUCUGCAAGGUCAACUGGAUAAGAGCACAGCUGAGAGAGAGGAAGCAGUUGCUAGGAUACAGGAACUGGAGCAACAACUUCUCACUGUUCAGGUUGCUAGUGAGUCAUUACAUGAUCAUGUGACUGACCUGUCUGUGAAGGAUUUGGACAGGACACGCCAGGAUAACAGUGAAGAUGGGCAUAGUUCAGAAAACAAAUUUCAGACGGACCAGAUGUUUCUGGAGCAGCAGCUUGCAGACAGAGAAAGGGAACUCUUUGCUCUCAAAGAAAAACUGUCACUCACUACAGGCAAAACUAUUCCAGAGGAGGAAAGUGCCGACAGCCCAAGCAGAGGGGACAUCGCUGGGUUGCACGACAACUCUAAAGCUCUAACUGAGGUUCUUGAGGGCACACAAGAGGAAGAGACAACACUUGUGGCAGUUGACACAUCUGCUCUUUCUGGUUCUGCUGGCAAUGAGAGUAGCCCUGAACUCAUAGCACCCCAGCCUGAGUCUUCUGGAGAAUCAAAGGGUACCUCCUCAGAUGAGAUGGUGACGAGCAGUGACUCAGAGGUCGCUCAUAGUAGCUGGACUCUUCUGGAGGCGGUCAACCAAGAUGGGACUCAAGAGUGGGCACCCCAAAUUCAAGACUUUGCCUCAUUGCGCUUAUCCACACAGUCUUGGGAAGAGACCUGUGAAGAGCAUGUUGCAUCAACUAGCUGCAUAGUUGAUAUUGAAUCACCAUCUUUAAUUAUUCAUGAAACUGUACAGGUACGUCUUGGCCAACAGGAGGGAAGUCUGCUAAAUACAGAUUCAAGCACUGGUCAGGCUUUUGCACAAGUCUUAGCAGAAGAGAUUCAGAAAAGAUAUAGUGAACUUCUGGGAGAGCUUCAGCAGUUGAAAGAGACAGCUUUACAAUCAGAGGAGAGAGUCUUCCAGCUGGAGGAAGCACUGAAGUCACUCACAGAUUCCAGAAAUGAGGUUCAAUCCAAGGCAAAAAUAUACGAGAAAGAGCUGACUGAAGUUAAGGCAUUGUUUGAGCAAGAAAAAAUAGAUAGGGAAAAUGUUGCAGAGCAGUUUGAAAACAUGAAGGAAGAGGUUUUCUCUAAAGAUGAUAAGACGAAAGCCUUACAAGCAAGCCUUGAUGAAGUCCAUCAAAGACUUGUCGAACAAGAAGGACAAGCUAGAAUGCUUGCUGCUCAACUAGAGGAUAGAGAGCUCACUUCCUCUGAACUGGAACAGAAGCUUGUGGACACGGAGGGCAGGUUAGUGCAGGUCUCUCAGGAGGCUGAAAUGGCGAAAUCUGCUCUCGUUGAGAGGACUGUUGAGUUAGAAGAUCUACAAAAGUGUUUUUCAAAGAAAGACCAGGAGAUGAUGGAACUCAGUGAAAGCAUGACUGCCAAACUACUCCAGGCUGGAGAGGAAAAGUUUGCAGUAUCCAGUGAAGUCAAAAAGCUAAAAGAGCAAAUACAUGAACUUGAGAGUAUCAGGGAUGACCAGCAGAAAAUCAUAGAGGAUAAAAAUGCAGAAUGUGAGGAGCUUGUUGAUUUAAGAAAGGAGAAUGAUGACUUGAAUACUCAGAUGGCUGCCAUGAAGAAAGAUGGAGAACAGUUCAAGAGAAAGCUUCAGGCAGCUCUGAUACAGCGGAAAGAAUUGUUGAAAAAAGUUGCAGACUUUGAGAAGGAGGCUGAGAGCAGGGAAGAAAAGGAAAGGGAUGGUAAUGAAGAAAUAUCUGUUAAGUUCAAAAAUGAAAUUAAGGAAAAAGAGAAAGAAAUACAAAGACUUGAUGCUUUGUUGCAAGAGACCAGAGAUGACUUAAAUAUAAAAAAAGAGACCUUAAUAAGUCUGAAACAAAAAAUCAGUAACCAAGAUCAAGCAUUGACUGAGUCACAUGCAGAAAUAGAACAUUUGACUGAGCGGUAUGUACAACUAAAUGAACAACAAAUGUCACAGAUGGCUGAGGACAAAAAUAGGCUUCUUUCACAGAUAGCGGCCAUGGAAUCUGACAUUGAAAUAUUUCAUAAAAAGCUUAAAGAUGCUGCUGGUGCUCAUGAGGACGCUGUUGUGAAAGCUCAAGAGAAAGAUCAGCAUCAUCUUGAGCAGAUGAGACAACUGAAAGAGGAGUACAGUGACCUAUUUGAACGCCUCCAAACUGAAGAGAGAGAAAAAACUGGGUUGUCCAAUCGUAUUGCAGAGCUUGAAGGUCUUCUAGAAUCAAAGAAUAUGGCAGGUGAAGUUGUGAGUGUAAAUGUGGAAAGGAAUGUUGGGUCUGCUAGACAAAAUCUAGAGAAACCAGAGACAAACGAUUGGGUUCAGGAGGACUGGGUGGAUUUUACUUCAGCCGAGACUGAGACACAACAAAAUAAACCUGGUGAGCAAUGUCAACAGCCCGUGGUAAAAGAUCAUGAGGAUAUUAUAAAUGCUCUCCAGGAGGAAUUAAGAAUUGAACGGGCUUCUCUUGCGGAAUUAGAUGUGCGCCUACAAGAGAGCCAGUUCUCCCAAUCACUUACUGAUAACAAAUUCAAAGAGCUUUGCAAAGAACUUGAAGCCUUGAGAGAAAAGGAGAGGCAGAUUGAUGCUCUUACUGAGGAAAUGGAGGCUCUUAGGGGGAAAUGUCAGAGAGCUGAAGCUAAUGCAGAGAAAAUGAAAGCGGAGGUGGAUGAGGCUUGGGAAGCAGCUAAAAGUAGCAUUUCAGAUGCUGAGUCCCCAAUCAAAGCACUUCAGUCAGAAGUAGAGGAGUUUAAACAAUUUCUUAAAAACAAGAAUGAUGAGAUUGUUGAUUUAAGUCAACAGCUUAGUGAACAAAGUUCACUUUUACUUAAGAUGCAGGAAACGGUACUGGAAAAAGAUCAGCAGAUUGCUUCCUUGCAAGAAGGACUUAAGGCCGAGCAAGAUAAGGUUCAAAAACUGGAAGCAGAAAUGCCACAACGUGAGGAAGAAGAGAAGGAUAAUAGCGCCAAAUUCCAGCAGCUACAACGCAAACUGCAGGCUGCUCUUGUAUCACGUAAGGAGGUGCUCAAAGAGAAACAGGUGCUAAAGGAGGAACAGGCUGCCGCUGAGGUGAUCAAAUUAGAGCUACAACAGAAGCUGGAGUUAAUAGAGUCGGAGCUGAACAAGUCAAGAGAAGAGAGGGAAAAAUUAAUUGAAGAGGUGGAUCGAACUUUGUUGGAAAACCAGAGUCUGCAUGCCUCCUGUGAGAGCCUUAAACUUGCCAUGGAGGGUGUUUUGAAUGAGAAGGAUGCAUGUAAACGUCAGGCUGAAAGUGCCAAAGAGGAAUCCAAACAAGUGUGCAGACAGCUGGAAGAAAAGGUGCAAAGUAUGAAAGAAGAGUAUGAAUCCCUCCUCAAAUCAUAUGAAAAUGUAAGCGAUGAGGCUGAACGAGUGAGACGAGUGCUUGAAGCUGCUCGACAAGAGAGGCAGGAGUUAGCAGCCAAGGCACGAGCUCAUGAGGCAGCCAGACAAGAGGCUGAGCGGUUAGCUGAAGAAGCUAUGAAGGAGGUGCAUGUGGUGAAAGAAAAAAUGAGAAAGUUUGCCAAGGUUAAGCAUCAGAAGAUUAUGGAUCUAGAGGAGGAGAAUGAAAAGCUCAGGGAACAGGAAGAGAAGAAAUUAACUAAACAAAAAGAUUCUGAGCUAAAACAAGAGCUUGAGAGAGUCAAGCAAGAGCUUGUGUCCUUGAAAACAAAUUAUAAUACUAUUAUGGAUGAAAAGAACUCUUUGGAGUUUGAAGCUGAGGAGUUGAGACAGCGUUUGGCUGAGGACAUUGACAAAAAGGGAAGUGAGAACCUGGACACAUGCUCUGUGGAAUCCAUUAAGGAGGUUAAAAUGGUCACACAGCAGAGAAGUCUUGAUUUAACUGAAAUUCAAGAUUACCAGAGUGAUAGUAUUCCCCCAGAGGCCAAUCCUAUUAAGUCGUUGGAAUCCAUUGGUACUGCUCUUGAACAAGAAAAUGUUGAGAUGACAGCUCAAACGAAGGACAGGCUCAAGGAACUGGAAACCCUUCUCAAAACAGCAGAGGAUAAAAUAAGGGGACUUGAAGCUGCUCUUGAAGAUCACAUGGAAUCCAGAAACAAGCAAGAGUCAACACUGAAUGCAGAGCUUGCUUCCCUCAAGCAGCAAAUUCAAGAGUCUUCAGAAAGAGAGGGGCUCCAGAAGGAAGAGCUCUCUAAAAAAGAGACCCAACUGCAAGAACUUCGCACAAGCCUAGAGGCUGAAAGGGAUGACCUGGAGGAGCGAUUAAUGAACCAACUGGCUCAGCUUAAUGGCAGCAUUGCAGGCUACCAGCAAGAGGCAUCUGAUAGUCGUGAUCGCCUCACAGACAUGCAGAGGGAUUUGGAGAAACUGGAGAGAGAGCAGACUGAGCUGGAGGCUGAGGUGGCAAGUGAGAGGGACCGGGCAGCCAGGAUGGAAGAGGACAUGAGGCAGGCACAUCGAGAAAGGGCAGAGGCAGAAGCUGAGGCAGGCAAACAAAGAGAGCUGGAGCAGAAGUUGAAGACAGCACAGAGGUUUAAAGAAGGUAGUCAAAACAGGACGCGUCAACUUGAGGAGCUGCUGAGGGAGAAGCAAAUAGAAGUUCGUCAGCUGCAGAAAGACUGCAUUGAGUACCAGGAAAGAAUAAGUGAACUGGGUAAAGAUGUUAAAUCACUGACUUUGGGGAAGGAUGAGGUGAGUGCAGAACUCGAGGCAGCACGCUUAGAGAUUGCAAAAAUUAUGCAAGACAGAACAAGUAUCCAAUCUGAACUUUCAACAUGUAAAGGAAAACUGGACAUGGCGCUGGAAGAAGCAAAGCAGGCCCAAGCAGACAAACUAGCUGCUGAACAAAUGGUACAGCACAAAGAGGCGGAAUUGAAGGCAGAUGCCGAGCGAACCCUGGAUGAAGUCAGGUAUCGCCUUGGAGCCGAGCUUAAACAGAUGGAAUUAAGACUGGAGAAGUCUUACCGGGAGCGGGAGAGGGAGGAAGAGGCAACUCUUGAGGCAAGGAGCAUUGCUGAGGCCACAGACAGGCAUGCCCAGGAAAUGCAGGCCCGUCUGGAUGAAGCACUGGCUCGGUUAGCUGCUUUUUCACGCUCCAUGUCAUCCCUGCAAGAUGACCGUGAUCGAGUGCUGGAUGAGGCCAAGCAUUGGGAGAGUCGUUUUCAUCGCGAGCUACAAGAAAAAGAAGCUGAUGUUCGGGAGGCUGAGACCCGUGCUAAAGAACUUGCUGAGCAACUCCAGAGGGAGACCACCCAAAAAGAGGAUCUACAGAGUUUAUUGGAAAGAAUGCAAAAGGCAGAAGAGAACCUACAACUAGAGCUGUCUGAGGCAGAAAAGAAACAUAAUGAAAGCGUUGCAGAUCUUGAGAAAGAAAGAGGGGAUCUGCAGCAGAACCUCGCUCUGGUGGAGACCAACCUGACCCAAACUCGUUCCCAGCUGACUACCCUGGAGACAGAGGCAGAGGGACUACGGAACCGGACCAAAGCUUUAGAAGAAGCAGUAGACAAGCUUCAAAGUGAAGCUAAUGAGGCACGUGCAGUGAUCAAAGAAAGGGAGACAGAAGAAAGGAGACUAUGCUUGAGGCUGGAGCAACUAGAAACAGACCUGGCAUCUUCAAAAAACCUUACUGACAAUCUUCAGGCAGCAUUGGAUGAGAAGGAGAAGAGGGUGAUGGAGCUCCUUGGUGAGAAGGAGCAAGCUGUCACGCAGGCUGUAGAGGAGGCUAGGAAGGAUGCUGAUGGAAGGGCCGAUAUGGCGGAGAAAGAGCUGGAGAAGAAGAGAGAGGAGUUGCGUAGUUUGGAAGAAAGGCUUCGUAAGGCUGAGGAGGACACCUUCCAGAGCCGAUCUCAGCUUGAGUCCUUUACCAAGGCUAUGGGCUCCCUGCAGGAUGACAGAGACAGAGUGCUUGGCCAAUACAAGCAGCUAGAGGAAAGACAUCUCCAGGUUAUGAUGGAGAAGGAUAGUCUGAUCCAAGAGGCUGCAGGUGAAAACAACGGGUUAAAGGAGGAGAUUCGGGCCCUGUUGUCACAACGGGAUGACCUCAAUGCUGAGAAUGCCAAACUGGCUGCUCAACUUCAUGGCUACAGAAAUGACCUGAACCAGGUUCUUGCUAUGAAGGACUCCCAGCACAAGCAGAUUCUUGCCUCGCAAGUAGAGCGCAUCAGUUUCCUGGAGAGAGAGAAAGAAGAUCUCGAGAGCCAAAUUCAGACUAUUGUAAAAGACGUUGCACAAGUAAAAGUACCUCCAUUGGAGCAGGAGAUCUUGAGCCAAACCAGUAAAGGGGUUGUUGGAAACGAUAUGCAAGAUGCACCAGGGGCUGAGAUAGAGAAGCUGAGGGAACAGCUCCAAGCUGCUAGAAAGCGCAUCACCGCUUUGGAGGAGACCUUGGAAUUGGAGAAGGAGACCCAGGCAGUCCACAACAAAGAGUUGAAGGAGCUGCGCUGGGAAGGUGGUGUUCUGCGCACUGAAGCUGAAACAGCCGAGGAAAGGGUUGCAGAGUUGGCACGGGACUUGCUGAUGAUGGAGCAGCAGCUUUUGGAAGAGAGGGAAGCAGCCUCUCAGCUUCGUGCUCAGAAUCAGUCUUUUGGUCAAGCCGUGGCUUCUCUGCAGGAUGUAAGAGAUCAGGCUGUCAAUGAGGCCAAGGAGCUGCGUCUCCGUUUAGAUGAGAUAAACCGGACGGGUUACCCAACUUCCCCUCCAAGUGGCUCCAAGGGAGAAGUGUGGAGUCUAAAAAAUGCCCUGUCAGCACUACAAAAUGACAGAGAAAGAAUGUUGGAACAGCUGCACUUGCAGCGGUCUGAAUUGGAUCGUCUUGGAUCAGGUGAACUAUCCAAGAUAACUCAGGCUCUGGAGGAUGAGAGAAGAAGGGCAGGUGAGCAAGAGGAAAAGAUCAUGGCAGAGAUGAGGGAUAGAGAUGCACAGAUGGACAGAUAUAAACAAGAACUAGAAAUGCUCAGGCUUGAGAGGAUGGAUUGGCAGGGCCAGGCCGAGCUCUUGAAGCAGCAGACCCUGACCACACUCUCAGAAAGGGACCAACAGGUUCGCCAGCUUACUGCCAUGCUGGAGGAAGCGCGGUCAUCAAAAUUACGUCUCGAGCACACACAAAGACAGGGAAGCCUUGCAGUAGACGCUGCCCCUGGUGGCCCUCUAGAGCACAACGAGGGCUACAAAGCUGAGUGCAUCGAACUCCAGAGAAGGCUGGAUGAAGAGUCAGAACAGAGACUCAGAGUAGAGGAGCAGCUCAUCGCUGCAGAGGAUCGCCUCAAACGCUACACACAGGGGGAGUGGCAGACAGCCUCUGAAGCCAUGAUGUCUGAGACGGCUGUGCUUAUUGAGCCUCCAGAGGGCGCUGUUACACGGACUCGUAGCGGCGGACCCGGGCUGCUACGGAUGCUGCGAGUAGCCUUCUGCUCUCGUCAGCGCACCCCUCUGCUGGUGUCCCUCUACCUGCUGACUGUUCACGUGCUGCUGCUGCUAUGCAUGGGAGGAUAUCUGUGAGAGAGAUUCAUCACGCUUUACAGAGAGAGAGACGGUUACAUGCUCAUUCACUUAUUAUACGAAACAAAUGGACACCAUAUUUAACACGGGGUUAAUUUACAUUCUUCUAUGAAUAAGUUUCCUUGCUUAAUUACCAAAGUUACAUCUGAUCUGUUUGUUCUUUUUUUUUUCUUUUUUAUCAGAGCAUUCUGACAAAAAAUAACUUCCACCCAGUUUUAAUGGGGCUUGUCCAGACUAGUAACACUAGAGCACUACCUGCACUUCCUCAUGAGCGUUACUUUACCCUUUAAGAAAGCCCAAAUGUAUGAAGGAAUUUUUAAAUGUCUAGAAAUGCAGAUUAAGCUGACGACGCCGGUAUCUGUCUAACAGGGUCUUUCACGUUCUCUGAAAAAUGCGUAAAGGUAGACGGCUUAUUUUGACCACAUUCCAGCUUCCUGUAAUUAGUUUUCUUUCUUGACAUGUCUUUAUUUUUCACAAAGUCACAGCAUUCAGAUGUAAAGUAACGGCGAAGCUGAUUCGGACACCGGAUGCGUCUGCAUGGCAAGGCCUCAAAAGCCUUCUAGAAGUGUCCUAGUGUGCUGGCGGUUGCUUUCAUGGCAGACUAGUUUGCCAGCUUGGUGCAAUACUGUCAUAUUUGUUUUGUUUUUAUUGGUAUUUCUAUAACACACUACACAUCGUGUUCUUCACAUCUGGACUACUAUUGCUUUUAUCCAUCCUUAAAGACGCAAAUGAAAUACUUUAGAUGUUUUGAUUCUGUUUCAGGUGUAGAAAGCUUCAUCAAAUCAUCCACGUUCUGCUUAUUUCCAGAUUUCUGAGACAAAGCUGGACGUCCUGAUCUCACUUAACUACUGUCGGUCUGAUCUGUUUGGGCUGUAUAGGGAUGGUUUAGAUUGUGGUUGAAAUGUUGUCUCUAUUUACGGUGAGAUUUUAAGAACAGCCCAAUGAGUGUUUUAUCUGUAAAGUCUGUAUAAACGAUCCUUUCUCUCCCUCCUGCUACCCUGUUGUAGGGGCUAUUUUUUUGGAAAUAAAGUCUAUUUAUGGGAAGACAUACA